AUGGCUUCUAAUAAAUUAUUUGUCACCGAGGAGGAAGACGAGGAAGACAACAUUUCUCUGGAGAAAGUGGAUCAGGAUGGGGACAUAACUAUGAGAGAAGCCGGUGCGGGAGAAGCGACCACGGAAGCGACGGCCGAGGCCAAACCGCACAAAAUUGGGAAGUCCAAACACCAUAGAGCUACCAUCGACAGUGAUGAAGAUGAUCCUGUUGUAGAAGAGUUCCCCAUUAAUAUUGCCGGAAACGAUGAACAGUUGCAUGUUCUACAAUUCGCUAGCAAACCUAAAGUAGUAGGCAAGAAAAGCGCAGAACACCCUAUUGUGGCCGACGCAAGAUUUAAAACCAAAUCGCACAUUUGGGAGUUGGAUAUUCCAUUAGAUGAGGAGGCUUUUUUCAACAAAGCUAAAGCUGAAGACAACUGGAAUGGUGUCACAUUCCAGACGUUAAAGGGUGUGAGCGUAGACAACGAGGGCCAAUAUGCUGCAUUUGUAGCUGAUAAACAACUAUACCUAGUACCUGUGAAGACAAUAUCCCAAAUGAAACCAUAUUUCAAAUAUAUUGAUGCUGUUACUCAGCAGAAUAGGAAAGAAGAAUCAAACAGAAACCCAUCUGCUGCAUCACAGAGAGCACAAGUGGUUACCAUGUCUGUUAAAAGCGUCAACGAUCCUUCCCAAAACAGGUUAACGGGUUCAUUAUUGGCCCAUAAAGUAGCAGAUGAAGAACCAGCCAGGGAUAUGGAAUGGACAGAAGGUACCUUUGAACAGUUCAGAGACACUAUUUUGAAGGAUUGUUCUCAGCACAUAUUAAAGCCAGUAGAAAAUGAAGACAAAUAUCUGUCCAAGUUGCUCUAA
This is a messenger RNA of Huiozyma naganishii CBS 8797, 849 nucleotides long. RefSeq names its product DNA-directed RNA polymerase III subunit C37 (gene RPC37). Gene Ontology annotation, cellular component: nucleus; RNA polymerase III complex. NCBI's taxonomy places the organism in Eukaryota, Fungi, Ascomycota, Saccharomycetes, Saccharomycetales, Saccharomycetaceae. The record is from RefSeq and is a predicted model, not a curated record. The coding region runs from base 1 to 849 and encodes 282 amino acids. Gene Ontology annotation, biological process: DNA-templated transcription. The transcript has a single exon.